UGGAAGGACUAUGAAGCCGAUGUUGAUCAAUUGAAAGAAGACAUGACAUAUGUAAAAGAAAGGGUAACUAAAUUGGAGAAAAACCAAGAGGAUAUCAACAGACAACUUGGUGAAGGUCGAUUGGGGGAAGACAUGACAUAUGUAAAAGAACGGUUUAUUAAUGUGGAGAAAACGCAAGAAGAGAUCUAACGACAACUUGAUGAAGAGAAAAAAAUAAAAGAAGGUGUCUCUUAUAUGCAAACAGAGGAGGAAAACUAUCAAAAACGCAAGAAGGAGCUCAAAGAUGGUUUGAAUGAAUUCUACAAAACGAGACACAGUAAAUUUUUCCUGUCGCCCAUUUUCGAAGACAAUGACACGCCUUUGGCUUCUCUCUACAUAAGACCUGAAUUUAACUCAGCAACGUCAAGAAAUGACGAAAAAACACAUGUCAGGUCAUUAUGGGAGAUAUUUGAAACAGGAAAUCAAGCUAACCGAGAAAUACAUGUAAUUGCUGAUGCUGGUCUCGGAAAAACUGCAUUUUCAAACUAUCUGGCGAUCACGUGGUGUCAAGCUCAUUUUCCAGAUGACAACAUGACUCAAUCUUUUGAAAAGGACGAUAUAGACUGUAUGCAGGGAUUUGAUUUCUUAUUUUUGGUCUUACUGCGAAAUUCCAAUGAUUUGUGUUCUAUAGAUGAUCUCAUAUUUAAAAAUAUUGUUUCAAAUUUGGGUCUAGAAGAAAAGCCUUCAGAGGAUUUUCUCCUUAAAAUUUUGAAAAAUGAGAAAUGCCUCGUUAUACUUGAUGGACUAGAUGAAUGGACCCACCCCGAAAAGGAAUGUCACAGAUCGCCGAAAUCAAUCCCCCAUAGGAAUGACCGAGAAAAGUGUACAAUACUGACCACUACGCGACCAUGGAAAUUAGGAGUUUUGAACCUAAAUUCGUGUCAAAUAGGAAAAAAGGUAGAACUUACAAAACUAAGUUACGACUCAGCAGUUACACUUACAGAAAGGAUAUUACAAAGAUUGAAAUCUCACCCGAAUAAGGAUGCAUUACAACGUGAUGUCACAGAGUUCAUAUCAGGAAUUGAAAGCAGACAAAACGAUGAACUUACUUCUGUGCCUCUACUUUUGAUAUAUACAAUUUGUUUAUGGUGUGACGGUGUUCAAAUAGGUAAUUCAAAAUGUGAACUCUAUAUAAACAUAGUAGAGCUGCUCUUAUCAAGAACGAUUCAGAAGCAUGGAGAUAUUCAACAAUUUUGCGUCCUUUCUGAUAGUGAUAUCCCAGAAUGCCUGGCUGAAUAUGAAAACAGUACGAAAUACUAUCCACUCCUGACGUGUUUAGGUAAAUUGGCCUAUAAUACGUUAAUCAAUAAAACAAGAGAAAACACACUGGUAUUUGAUGGAUCAGUUGCUAGAAAAUAUAUCACACCAGACGAGAUGAAAUUCAUCCUUCACUCAGGAAUGUUGUCAGAAAGUACAACAAAAACACUAACAAAAAAGUUUAGUAAAGUGUCAUUUUCCCACAAAACAGUGCAAGAAUUCUUUGCCGCCAUAUUUAUAAGUUCUCAAAGUGACGCUCAGAAAACUGUUGUAGAAAAAUGUAGAAAUGUUCAAGAUAUUCUGGACAUGUCAAAAAUUUGUGAAUUUAUAAGUGGAAUGAAUGCUGACCGGAUGUGUGAAAUAUCAAAUGAUUUGAUGUCUGUGAUAAAUGAAGACGAGAAAACACGCGACUAUAGAACUAGGACAGGUGACGAGGACUUCGUGUACAAUAAUCCAUUGUAUAACAUACAGGAAAUGUUCAUGUCGUGUUUACAAGAAAUGCCUGAAAGUGAAAAUAUUCAAUUAUGUUUACAAGAUUUCUUCAUUGACCACAACACCGUGGACAGUAAGCUGUUACAACGUUUAUUAAAACAAAAUAAAACCAACAUAAAAUCACUUUAUAUAAACAUCAGAUAUACUUCCAGCAGUUUACGUGAAAUUAUAGAUUUAUUCUCUCUCACAGAUCUCAGUCAUAUACAGAAACUUUACUAUAAUGGUGACAGCAGGAAGAAGGAGGCUGAGAUAAGCCGGAUUUUGUUUCCCAGUUUACAGUACGUUACUUUGUUGUAUGGUACAUGGAUAAAUGAUGAAGAAAAUCUGAGUGAAAAUUUAGCGCGAGUACAAAACUUACAAUAUUUAUAUAUUGACGACUUCACGUUAUCUCACAAAAUACUGGAAACAUUUUACAAUUUUAUCUCCGCUCAAAAAUCAAUGAAAGAGUUAACAUUGGAGUGGUUAGACUGUAAAGAACAUGGCCGCCGCCAUGAUUGUAAGAGAUGGAACUUGGACUUGUCUCAACAUUCAACUCUAUCAAAGUUAGACUUGCUGGUGUUACCUGGGAGGCUACAAUUAAAUAUAUCAACACCGUCAUUAGUUAAUGUUACGUUGUCGGGAAUCAAUCUAGAUGAAAGUUCAUUGUUACUGUCACGUGACAUGUUGAAUAUUGAACGUGUGGAGUUGGUGUGUAUAGAAAUGUCUGCAGGACGUUUACAGAACUUUAUUAACGUGCUGGAAAAUCUGCCGCAGACAGUUACAGUAAAGAUGGAAGACAUUACACCGUACACAGAAAAUAGACGUGUUAGAGAAAUUAUUCGAAGAUCAAAAACUUUUUAUGUGAUACAAGAGAACGACUAUUGGCGGGAGAUUGAGUUCAAAACAAUAAAACCAAAGAAAGAAAAAAACAAAGAAAAAACGUUGUAAAAUAAACUGAAGAAAUAUCUUCAAUAAUUUAAUAUGAAAACAAUUUGAAAAUAAACACUUAAAAAACAAAAUGGCGGUUUCCUGUGCUUUAUACAUGUACUGUAUAUAAACCACUUUUAUCAAGACUUAGAAUUCUAGAAAUGGAUGUAUGUGAAAACUGGUGAUUUCUACAAUUAGAUGGUACAUUCUUCAACUAAUAGUAAAGGUGAUAGAAGUGCACAAACACUUGACACAUCAAUAUUUGAAGACCAGAAUAGUUCCCAUUGUACGAUUAAGAAGAAAACGAAAAAACAAAAAAGUAAGAAACAAAAAACAAUUGAUGAUUCUGUUUGUUUGUUUGUUUGUUUCAUUUAACAACAAUGGAUGAAUAUAUGGAAAAACAAGAAAUUUCUGGAAACGAAAUAUUAGAAAGAAGUAAGAUUUGAUAAAUGAAAAAUUAUGCAAUGUUAUCACGAAAAGUGAUAUAUAUUUGAUUAGAGGAAUAGUAAAAGAUACUAUAAAUGAACUGAAAGAUUAAUUUCUUAGUUCAAUGGUUCAGAAAAUUGAAGUAAUCGAAGAUAGCGUGCAUGAUUGCGCAUUUCAAAUACAAAAAAAUCAAUGAAAAAAUGAAUCAAAAAAGAAAGAAAUUGAUGAGUUACACGAGAUAACAAACUAUAUACGCGACAAAAUACGACAUGAGGCAGAAGAAUACGAAAAGAUCACGAACGAUAUGGAGCAGUAUAGUCGCAGGAACAAUAUAAGAGUAUUCGGUGUUCCGGACGACAAAGACCGCCAAACUUCACAGCAGACAACUUCACAAGUAAUUAAAUAAGCAUUUAUAUGUGUCAAUUACGGAGGAAAAUAUUGACAAUGCCGUCUUGGGAAGUUAAAUGGAAAAAAACAGACCGGUUAUUGUGAAAUUUGUGCGCAGGCAGGUGAAAAACGACAUUAUGCAAAAUGUUAGUAAGCUGAAAUCAACCUGGCUCUAUAUAAGCCACGAUCUUACUUGGCUCAGUCAUCGCUGCGUCAGACACAGAACGAGAGAAAAAAUGUUGGUGCAACGAUGGUAUACUCUAUGGUACAUUUAAAUAGGAAUUAAACGGAAGGUCUUUCUUACAAACAAAGGAAGCUUGAUUUUCCCUGGCCUGAAAGGAAAAACAAGAAAUAAACACUAAACACAAACUAAAUACCUGAAAGGAGAGAUCUGUGUUUUGGUGUGUUUUUAAAUACAUUUUGGAACAAGACUUGAAAAGUUUUUAAAAAAAACUUCCCUCUAUCAUAAAUAACUUUGAAAAACCUCUGAAUUAUUUGUUUCUGUGUUAAUAUACCACUGCUGUUUUUUGUUUUCUAAUUUAUACAUAGAAAUAUAUUGAUUUAUAUCCUUAAGGUGAACUUGUUAUGCUUUCGACUGUAAGAAUACCAAAUUUAAGGAUAACACACAGACUAUUGAAAUGUUUUUUCUUCUUCUUUUAAUAUCUUUAAGAUAUAUUGUUUCUUUUUCGGAUACCUUUUUGGGGCAAGAUUCUUAUUGCUAAAAUAAUUUUUUUUGAUUCUCCAUUUGUUGAUUGUUUUUUAUUUAUUACAUAUACAUGUAUAUAUAACUUUAUAUUGCGUUUUUCUUUUGAGAUUAUAAAACCGAGCCUUGAUAAAAAAUAAACUUUAGUUUUUUCUGCAAGUUACAGUUGACAUCUUCUUUAAAGUAAUACAACAAACACAUACCUAUUUUGUUGUAUCUGGGUAUAUAUGCGUAUGUGUAUAUAUGUAUAUGUAUAUAUGUGUAUGUGUAUAUAUGUAUAUGUAUGUGUGUGUAUGUAUAUGUAUUUAUAUAUAUUUAUAAUACUGCACGUUUGUAACGUCAGUUUUCAUUGGAUAAUCGUGACGUUUAUAUAGUUUUAUAUACACGGCUGCUGUCGAUUCAUGAAGAAAUCUUACUUUUUUUCUCUAAAAAUGAUGCUUGCAGUAUUAUAAAUUCGUUAUAAAGAUUGUUGACAGGUUAUAUGGCCGUAUAUAAACGGCUGUUUGCAAUAUAACCCUCGCCUAACGGCUCGGGUUAUAUUUACAAAUAUAUAUGCAUGUAUAUGUAUGUGUAUAUAUAUGUACUUGCGCAUUCGUGUAUACAAUGUCUUGUUGUACAUAAGGAAUUUUGAUAUCACCUCCCUUACAAAUGCAAUCUAACUGUAUUAAAUGGUAAAUGCUCUUCAAGAAAUCUUAAUUUUCUUAUGGCUAUUAAGAUAUCAUUUAUUUUUGUUAUGAGUAUAUAAGUUAAAAAAAAUUCUAACAAUUACUAUCUUAAUUUCAAAGUGAAAAUAUAUAGACUGCAAAAUUGUCUUAUUAUAUUGAGUAUUGACGCUAUUAUAGCAAAAGUGUAAGAAAUAUACAUGUUUCAGUUUUCUUAGUUGUAGUAAAAUGGUUUUGGUUAAAAGAGGUUUAUUGUCAAACCUUUUUGAAACAUUGGUUUAAAUAUUUUUUGUUGUGUAUUCAUUUUUUGUAUUGUAUGUGAGACACAGUCUGCCAUUAUGUUAAUGAUGUUAUUUGGGAAUAAUACUUAUCUCUUUUACUUGUCCUGCAUCAGUUCAAUAUGGUUGAAAGUAAUAUAAAUGUCUUAUCUCUGAAUUGUAGAGGCCUGAAUGGGUCUUAAAAAAGAUCGUCCGUUUUCAUUUUUUUAAACAAAAACAGUGUAACAUUUAUUGUCUUUUUACAUUAAAUAUGUAUAAAAAGAUAUACUUCGAAUGGAAAAAUGAAUGUAUUUUAAGCCCUGGAACAUGUAACAUUUCAGAAGGGUAGCAAUUCUUUUUAAUAAUAACUUAAAACUUUAAAUUUUAUAGUAUUAGACUUAACUAUUGAAGGGCAGAAAAUUACUCUAGUAAAUUUAUAUAGCCCGA
Messenger RNA from Ruditapes philippinarum (Manila clam), 5576 nucleotides. RefSeq lists its product as uncharacterized. The transcript has 3 exons. The record is from RefSeq and is a predicted model, not a curated record. Bases 235 to 2715 code for a protein of 826 amino acids. NCBI's taxonomy places the organism in Eukaryota, Metazoa, Mollusca, Bivalvia, Venerida, Veneridae.